Penicillium atrosanguineum is the source of this 1635-nucleotide messenger RNA. RefSeq lists its product as uncharacterized. Bases 1 to 1635 code for a protein of 544 amino acids. Gene Ontology annotation, molecular function: carbohydrate:proton symporter activity. Lineage: Eukaryota; Fungi; Ascomycota; Eurotiomycetes; Eurotiales; Aspergillaceae. The transcript has 3 exons. The record is from RefSeq and is a predicted model, not a curated record. Gene Ontology annotation, cellular component: membrane. Gene Ontology annotation, biological process: transmembrane transport; carbohydrate transport.
AUGGCGAACCUCACCGAGACUGAGGUCGCGUUGGAGAAGUCAGCUGCUCACCACGUAGAGGAUACAUUGGGCCACGGGGCAAUUGUUGACGCAAAGCAUGCCACAGAUGAGGAACACGCGCAGACCCUUUGGCAGGGUCUUCGAGACAAUCGUAAAGCCGUGUUUUGGUCCGCAUUAAUUUCAAUGUCAAUUGUAAUGGAAGGCUACGAUAUUAUUUUAAUGGGCAACUUCUUCGGGUAUCCUUCUUUUCAACACAAGUAUGGGGAGGAUUAUGGCAAGGAACUUGGAUGGCAGGUGCCUGCUCGAUGGCAGACAGGACUGAAUAUGUCUAGCACGGUCGGGUGCAUUUUCGGUGGUGUCCUGAACGGAUACCUUGCAUCCCGAUUUGGGUAUCGUUUUGUCAUGAUAGUCGCCCUGGCUUUCCUGAACGCUGUCCUUUUCAUCGUGUUUUUCGCCAACACAGCUACUGUCUUGCUCGUAGGUGAGAUAUUCUGCGGGUUUGCAUGGGGUGUCUUUGCGACCAUUGGCCCGGCCUAUGCCUCGGAAGUCUGUCCCACCAACCUUAGAGGCUAUCUCACCAUCUACGUCAACAUGUGCUGGGCCAUCGGCCAGCUGAUUGCGUCCGGUGUUUUAUAUGGCUUAGUGGGCCGCUCAGAUCAAUGGGGCUACAGAAUACCAUUUGCGUUGCAAUGGAUCUGGCCUACCCCUCUGAUAGUGGUCUGUUGGCUGGCACCAGAAAGCCCUUGGUACCUCGUGCGCAAAGAUCGACUGGACGACGCCAAGCUCAGUAUUCGACGUCUCGGAGGCAACAAAACCGAGGAGCAGAUCAACGGACAAUUGGCUAUGAUGGUACAUACUGCCAAAAUCGAAGCCGAAAUUGAGUCCGGCACCACCUAUUUAGAUUGUUUCAAAGGGGUCGACCUGCGCCGCACGGAGAUCUGCUGCGUAACAUUUUGUUGCCAGAUUUUAUCCGGCAGCACUUUCGCCUACUCGCCCACUUAUUUCUUCGAGCAAGCCGGUAUAGCCACUUCGCAUGCUUUCCAACUUGGCGUUGGCUGCACCGCCAUAGCCUUUGUCGGAACCGUUUUAUCCUGGUUUCUCAUCUCAAAGUUCGGGCGUCGCACCCUUUACGUUUGGGGCCUGGGUACCCUCUGUGGUAUACUUUUCAUAAUUGGAAUCGUCAAUGCAGCAGCCCAUACGAAUGGUGCUAUGUGGGCCCAGGCUGCCUUAUGUUUCGUUUGGCUAUUCGUGUACUCUCUGACCGUUGGCCCGAUCGCCUACGCCAUCGUCAGUGAAACUUCUAGUGUUCGGCUGCGACCCUUGACCGUCUGUUUAGCUCGUACGGCCUAUCAGAUGGUGAAUGUCGUGUCCAUGGUCAUUGAGCCAUAUGCCAUGUCACCCACGGCGUGGAACCUGUCGGGGAAGACAGGUUUUAUCUGGGGGUGCACUGCGCUCAUCGCGUUCAUCUGGGCUUUCUUCCGGCUGCCCGAGCCGAAAGGUCGUACAUAUGCUGAGUUAGACAUCCUCUUCGCCACAAAGGUCCCGGCACGCAAGUUCUCUUCUACUUUCGUGGAUCCAUACGCCAUCACGGUCUCCCACUCACAGGAAGGCCUCGUACAGGAAACGAAGCAAUAG